Lepidothrix coronata (blue-crowned manakin) is the source of this 3096-nucleotide messenger RNA. RefSeq names its product cytosolic phospholipase A2 epsilon-like. Gene Ontology annotation, molecular function: calcium ion binding; calcium-dependent phospholipid binding. Bases 1 to 3096 code for a protein of 1031 amino acids. Lineage: Eukaryota; Metazoa; Chordata; Aves; Passeriformes; Pipridae. The record is from RefSeq and is a predicted model, not a curated record. Gene Ontology annotation, cellular component: cytosol. The transcript is spliced from 21 exons. Gene Ontology annotation, biological process: glycerophospholipid catabolic process.
AUGUCUUGGGAAGUGCUGCCUGUGGAGGUGCCAGGAGUAGAUCCUGAAAACCUGUCUCUAGAACCGCUGCCCAUGGAGUUGCCAGGAGUAUAUCCUGAAAAGACAUCUCUAGAACCGCUGCCCAUGGAGUUGCCAGGAGUAUAUCCUGAAAAGACAUCUCUAGAACCGCUGCCCAUGGAGUUGCCAGGAGUAUAUCCUGAAAAGACAUCUCUAGAACCGCUGCCCAUGGAGUUGCCAGGAGUAUAUCCUGAAAAGACGUCUCUAGAACCACUGCCCAUGGAGAUGCCAGGAGUAUAUCCUGAAAAGACAUCCCUAGAACCACUGCCUACGGAGAUGCCAGGAGUAUAUCCUGAAAAGACAUCCCUAGAACCGCUGCCUACGGAGAUGCCAGGAGUAUAUCCUGAAAACAUGUCUAAAGAAUUCCUAUCUGUAGAGGUGACAGAAGUAAAUCCUGAAAACUUGUCUAAAGAAUUCCUACCUGUAGAGGUGCCAGAAGUAAAUGCUGAAAAUGUGUCCCAAGAAUUGCUGCCCAUUGAGGUGCCAGAAACACUCUAUUACAUGAAUCCAGGGAAGACCAUGAUGUCAUCAAAGGCAAAAGGACUAGAGGAUGAAGACUCAGACUUCGAUUCUUUGAGAGAUGGUGAACCUCAAGAAAAGAAAGACGAAACUUCUGUGCCAGACAAAGGUGAUUUCAAGAUAGAAUCCUCUCCCUGCUACCUGUUGACCGUAAGGAUCAUCCGGAUGAGAAAUCUCCAGCGAGUGGAUGCCUUAAGCCAGGCUGAUUGCUACGUCUCAUUGUGGCUGCCAACUGCGACAUGUGAAAAGUCACGCACUAAAACUGUGAGAAACUCCAACAAUCCAGUGUGGAAUGAAACAUUCUACUUCCGAAUCCAGAGUCAGGUCAAGAAUGUGCUGGAGCUGACAGUGUAUGAUGAGGAUUUUGCUACUCCAGAUGACCAUCUCCUCUGUGCACUCUUUGAUACAGCUAAACUUCCGAUUGAAAGAACGGUGGUCCUGUACUUUAAGCCUAGCCCAAAUGCCAAGGAGGAGCUAGAGGUUGAAUUCAAAUUGGAGUCCGCUUCUGGUCCCCAUGAAUCCAUUGCUACCAACGGAGUGCUGGUGUGUCGUGAACUUUGCUGCUUGGAAGUUGAAGUGGCAGAGAAGAUGAAGCAAAAAUCAAAGAAAGAGCUUUCCCUCACUGUGAAGGGCUCCUUUGAGGGGACACAGGAUAUCACGCUGGGCCCCAACGGAGUGGUCAACCCAUCAUGUCCCACCAAGUUCCACUACAUCAAGUACGCGGAGCCAACACUGGAUGUCAUGUUGCCAAAGAAGAGGCGCUACCACCCAUGGUCCUGUAAGUUCAGUACAGAGACGGGCUCCCCAGUUGUGAUGCUGAAUUCACUGCCCAUGGGAAGGAAAACGACCAUUGCAGAGGAGAAAAGAUUUGACUUAAAUGUGACAGCACAAACCUGUAAGUGUUCAUGCCACCAAGACCUGGACAUGCGCUUUGGGUUUGACUUGUGUUCAGAAGAGAGGGUUUUCCUGAGGAAAAGAAAGAGAUAUGUAGCAAGUGCCCUCAAAACUGUGUUUCACCUACCACAGGAACUGCAGGAUCAAGAGGUCCCCGUUGUGGCUAUCAUCACGACAGGUGGAGGACUGAAGUCAAUGACAGGAUUGUAUGGCAGCCUCAUGGGACUCAAGAAAUUAAAUCUCUUGGACUGUAUAACAUAUAUCAGUGGGCUGUCCGGCACCACAUGGACCAUGGCCAACUUAUACAGAGAUGCCUACUGGUCACAGAAGGACCUGGACUCACAUAUUGGUGAAGCCCAGAAACAAGCAACUAAAUGCAAGAUGGGCUGUUUCUCUAUGGAUCGCAUGAAGUACUACAACAAGCAGCUUUGUCAGCGGAAAGAAGAGGGAUACAGGACAUCAUUUAUAGAUCUUUGGGGUCUCAUGAUUGAGUACUUACUAAAUGAUGGGAAAGACCCUCACAAACUCUCAGAGCAGCGAGAAGCACUCUGUGAUGGCCAGAACCCGCUGCCCAUCUAUGUGGCAGUCAGCGUCCGGGACAGUUACAGCACCAAUGAUUUCAAAGAGUGGGUGGAGUUCACCCCCUAUGAGGUGGGACUUCUGAAGUACGGCGCAUUCGUUCGCACAGAGAAUUUUGGAAGUGAGUUCUUCAUGGGACGCUUGUUAAAAAAACUCCCUGAAUCCCGCAUCUGCUACCUUCAAGGUAUGUGGAGCAGUAUAUUUUCUGUGAACCUGUUACAAAUAUGGGGACUUUCCCACAAUUCAGAGGACUUCUGGAAGAGAUGGACACAAGACAGAAUAGAAGAAGUUGAUGAAGACCCCGUGUUGCCCACAAGGCCCCAUGAGCUGAGGACUCGCAUGUACACUCCUCCUGGCCCCUUGUCCAGUGCCCUACGAGGAGCAUUGACAGAUCGUUUCUCCGUCGCCCAGCACCACAAUUUCCUGAAGGGCUACCAGCUGCAUAACAACUACAUGGAGAAUGAGCACUUUUGUCAAUGGAAAGACACUGUGCUAGACUCACGUCCCAACCAGCUGGUGCAAAAUCCUGAUCAACUGGGCAUGAUAGAUGCUGGAUUUUUCAUCAAUACCAGCAGUGCACCCCUUUUAAGGCCACAGAGGGAAGUAGAUGUCAUCAUAUAUCUAAGUUAUACGACUGGAUCACAUACAUCGUCUCUAGAUAAGGCGUGUAAAUACUACUCAGAGCAGAAAAUCCCAUUCCCAAAAAUUUCUUUGACUGACGAAGAUAAGAAAAAUCUGAAGGAGUGCUACCUCUUCCAUGAUUCAGAUUUACCAGGAUGUCCGAUUGUGAUUUUUCUUCCCCUUGUGAAUGAUACUUUCCAAGAGUACAAAGCACCUGGUGUCAAGCGCUGUUGCUCAGAGAUGGAGGGAGGACAACUUGAUUUGACCAGCUGCUGUUCCCCCUACUGCAUGUUCUCGGUCAGGUACACCGAUGACAAUUACCGCAAGCUGCUGAAUCUCAGUGAAUACAAUAUCCUGAACAACUCCCAGAUGAUUAUGCAGGCCUUGCAGAUAGCAAUGCAAAGGAGAAGGCAGAAGAUGUGCUGA